Aspergillus aculeatus ATCC 16872 is the source of this 1089-nucleotide messenger RNA. RefSeq lists its product as uncharacterized. NCBI's taxonomy places the organism in Eukaryota, Fungi, Ascomycota, Eurotiomycetes, Eurotiales, Aspergillaceae. The record is from RefSeq and is a predicted model, not a curated record. Bases 1 to 1089 code for a protein of 362 amino acids. The transcript has 6 exons.
AUGGAUGAUACCAACAAUGGCUCUACUACAUUAACGUAUGAAUACAGACGCUCAUUGCGAUCCGAAGACAUACUGACCCAGACGGUAUGCCUCACUGUCAGCUCGUGUUGUGUUGGGAUGCGCCUGUAUUCGAAAAUCUCCAUCACACGAGCUCCAGGAUGGGAGGAUUUGACUUGUUUCCUGGCUUGGCUUGGCCUGAUAGGAUAUGCUGCCAUCACCUUCGAAACAGAUCGACAUGGGAGCGGCAUUCACCAGUGGGCCGUCGCUGCUUCCGAUCUGAGAGAAUUCUCCAAGGUCCUCUACGGCCCUUUAAUCUAUAUCACUAAGCUAUCCAUCCUACUCUUAUAUCUCCGUCUCUUCGCGCCGUCAAAGCGCAACACCCCUUUCUGGCUCAUCCAAACCCUCAACUGGAUGAAUUUCCUCUUCUAUUUAGCCGACACCAUCGUCAAGAUCUGCGAAUGCAAACCUCGCUCCAAGAUCUGGGACCAGGACAUCCCCGGGCAGUGUAUCAACAUCAACAUCCGAUCCUGUGCUUGCAUCUGCAGCGUGAUGCGUCUCGUAGUCAGCGUCCGAAACCGCACCACGCGGGACAGAACGCAUGACUGGUUUCCGGAGUUCCUAUGGACCACCGCCGAGAUCACCUCAGGGAUCGUCGCUAGUUGCCUGCCCGCGCUGCCGAGUUUCUUCAAACAUUCGUCCCAGAAAGCCAAGGCUUGGGUAUCGAGCAUCGGCACGGGGAGCGCUUCCACGCAGGUGAAGGGGCCCCUUGCCGCCAUCGACCAAAGACCUGGACCGGGACCGGGGCCGGGACCUGCAAUGCGUAUUAUUCCGCAGCGGGUUUGGAGAUCUGGACACGACUUCACAAGUACUACGGAGUCGACGGCGGAUAGCUACUGGGAGAUGAGGGAUGUUGGGGCUUAUCAGGGCAUAUGCUAUACCACGACGGAGGCCACUGCCAAUCGGAGUGUACCAGAGGCGAUCAAUGUGGAUGACCAUGACCCGACAAGUGAGGUAGAGCAAAGGCCCAGAGCCGGGAUCUUGAAGAUCGUCGAGGUAGAUAUUGAGACUGGACCUGAGACGGAGCGAUGA